Cuscuta campestris is the source of this 1354-nucleotide messenger RNA. The record is from the annotation of a GenBank genome assembly. Lineage: Eukaryota; Viridiplantae; Streptophyta; Magnoliopsida; Solanales; Convolvulaceae.
UUCCGCCACACACUCCCUUCCAUUUCCCCCACUUCUCAAUUCUCCCCGAUUUGCCCUUCUGCUCUAUCCCUCGUCUUCUUCUUGUCCGAUUCUUUCUGUCAUCCAACACUUGUCUAUAACUGGCAAUUGAUUGAGCAGUUAUUCGGAAUCUCCAUACCCGAUUAAUGCAGCUUCUUCUUCAUCUAUGUCGGCGUUUCUUGGGAGUCUGGCGAUGGACUGCGUUGCUUUUCUGCAGGAUUUCGAUGUGAGUUUUGGGUUUUUGUUCUACAGGGUUAUGUGUUUGUUAUUGCUUUUCUUCCUGGGUCUGGUCAGUUGGUUCUGCAAGGGGUUGAAUCCCUCUCCUUGCAGUUUCAGUGCGAGAUCCGGGGAAUUGAAAUGUGGGGUUUGCUCGGGAUGUGAUUUUGGUGCGGAUUGUGGCUCAAAGACUGGAUCUUGUGGAUGGUUCAAGAGCUAUGGCGCAUCCCCGGGGAUUGAUGUACUGGAAGAAAAGACCAAAGGAAGCGAUUCUUGUGAUUCGAAUGAUGAAGGGGAAGAAGAAGAUGAUGGUGGGUCUGGUGCAGAUAAGGUGUUCGGCGUUUUGACACUGAGAAAAAUGGUGAAGAUUGAGAGGAGGAAAGCGAAGCGGGCUCAGUUAGAGCUGGAGAAGGAGAGACAAGCGGCGUCUGGUGCAGCGGAGGAAGCCAUGGGGAUGAUUCUGAGGCUUCAGAAGGAGAAGAGCAGGAUAGAAAUGGAGGCCAAACAGUACAAAAGGAUGGCUCAAGAGAAGCAACGCCAUGACCAAGAAGUGAUCCGGUCCCUGCAAUGGCUUCUUCUGAAGCAAGAGUGCUCGGAAAGUGGUAAUAUCCUGGAAGAAGAUGAACUGAAACCGGGUAGUAAAGGAUGGAAGCACAUUAUCAUGAGGAACAAAGACGAUGACAACUCGGAGGAAGAAGACGAUGAGGCAUCAUCACCUUGGAGUUCUUCUCCUAAUCCCAAAUUAGUCGGAUGGAUUCGCCAUAGACUGUUUAGCUCUCUUGAUCUUGAUCUGUCACUUGAAGAAGUUAGCAACUAAAGCAGAGAGAGAGAGAGAGAGAUGUGGAAUUGUUGCAAGAGUAUAUGGCACAAAUAUAACACUGCUUCUUGUAAGUGCUGAACCAGUAAGAGGUCUGAACCAUUAAGUGCUGAACCAGUAAGAGGUCUGAAGCAUUAAGAGUUAGUAUAUUGCUUAACUAUUUAGAGGCAAAUGUCUGAUCAAUUCAGAUAAGAGGUCUUAACCAUUCAGACUCUGUAUAAUACUUAACCAUUCAGAGGCAAAUCUCUUAACCAUUCAGACAUCUGAACCAUUAAGAGGCUGAAACAAACAGUCUGAACCAUU